This is a messenger RNA of Mandrillus leucophaeus (drill), 2415 nucleotides long. It is a transcript of the gene SEC14L4, whose product is annotated as SEC14-like 4 (S. cerevisiae). Gene Ontology annotation, cellular component: cytoplasm. The coding region runs from base 54 to 1214 and encodes 386 amino acids. The record is from RefSeq and is a predicted model, not a curated record. NCBI's taxonomy places the organism in Eukaryota, Metazoa, Chordata, Mammalia, Primates, Cercopithecidae. The transcript has 11 exons.
CCAUCAGCUCCUCCCCCGCUCAGUUCCGGGAGAACCUCCAGAACCUGCUGCCCAUGCUGCCCAAUGCUGAUGACUACUUCCUCCUACGCUGGCUGCUAGCUCGAAACUUUGACCUGCAGAAAUCUGAGGACAUGCUCCGGAGGCACAUGGAGUUCCGGAAGCAACAAGACCUGGACAACAUCGUCACGUGGCAGCCCCCCGAGGUCAUCCAGCUGUAUGACUCGGGUGGUCUUUGUGGCUACGACUACGAAGGCUCCCCUGUGUACUUCUACAUCAUCGGGUCCCUCGACCCCAAGGGUCUCCUGCUGUCGGCCUCCAAGCAGGAUUUGAUCCGGAAGCGCAUCAAGGUCUGUGAGCUGCUUUUGCAUGAGUGUGAGCUGCAGACUCAGAAGCUGGGCAGGAAGAUCGAGAUGGCGCUGAUGGUGUUUGACAUGGAGGGGCUGAGCCUGAAGCACCUGUGGAAGCCAGCUGUGGAGGUCUACCAGCAGUUUUUUAGCAUCCUGGAAGCAAAUUAUCCUGAGACUUUGAAGAAUUUAAUUAUUAUUCGAGCCCCCAAACUGUUCCCCGUGGCCUUCAACUUGGUCAAGUCGUUCAUGAGUGAGGAGACACGCAGGAAGAUUGUGAUUCUGGGAGACAACUGGAAGCAGGAGCUGACAAAAUUCAUCAGCCCCGACCAGCUGCCCGUGGAGUUUGGAAGGACCAUGACUGAACCCGAUGGCAACCCCAAGUGCCUGACCAAGAUCAACUAUGGGGGUGAGGUGCCCAGGAGCUUCUACCUGUGCAAUCAGGUGAGGCUGCAGUAUGAGCACACGGUGUCCGUGGGCCGCGGCUCCUCCCUGCAGGUGGAGAACGAGAUCCUGUUCCCAGGCUGUGUGCUCAGGUGGCAGUUCGCAUCGGAUGGCGGGGACGUCGGCUUUGGGGUUUUCCUGAAGACCAAGAUAGGGGAGCGGCAGAAGACUAGGGAGAUGACGGAGGUGCUGCCCAGCCAGCGCUACAACGCCCACCUGGUGCCUGAAGAUGGGAGCCUCACCUGCCUCCAGGCUGGCGUCUAUAUACAGGGUUCAUGCUCCCUGAUCACCUCUCCAUCACCACAGAUGUCCUGCGCUUCGACAACACCUACAGCCGGAUGCAUGCCAAGAAGCUCAGCUACACUGUGGAGGUGCUGCUUCCCGACAAGGCCUCUGAGGAGACACUGCAGAGUCUCAAGGCGAUGAGGCCCUCCCCAACACAGUGAAGACCCCAGCCACCUCUGCCUGUGUGCUCCAACCCCUUCACACCCACUCCCCUGACCCCUGGCCUCCCAGGCAGGGUGGUGCUGAAGGUAGCUGCAGAGAGCCACUUGUCCCACGUCACCAUCUCAGCUCAUUGUGGGCUCGCCUGGCACAGUGACCAAGCAGGAAGGGGCCACCAGUGCAUAGGCCACACUGAAGAUUCAGACAGGAACCUCUUUCCCUGUUCCCAGAGAAUGGGGCCGAGAAUGAGAAUGCUGAAGAUGAUCCAGUCCACUGAGGAUGGGUCCUGCCUGCAGAAGCUGCCCUUUCAUCCAUCCCAACAAGAUCCAGUCACCCAGGACUCGCCCAUGCCUGGUGUUCCAGCUUCAGGGGGUGUGCGUGGAUCCCAGGCCUUGUGGGCAUCACAGCUUCAGGCUUGAAGAGAGAGAAGCCCUGUUCUAUGCAUGUAGGAGGUCAGCAGGAGUGGGCAGGCCUAGCUGGAGGCAGCUGGGUGAGGGUCCUGGUUCCAGCAGAGCACCGGGGCCCAUCCAAGCUUGUUUUGCCACCGCUGGAUGGAAAAUUGGAAAUGGACUGGGCGUGGCGGCUCAUGCCUAUAAUCCCAGCACUUUGGGAGGCCGAGGUGGGCAGAUCGCCUGAGGUCAGGAGUUCGAGACCAGCCUGGGGACAUGGUGAAACCCUGUCUCUACUAAAAAUACAAAAACUAGCCGAGCAUGGUGGGGUGCACCUGUAAUCCCAGCUACUCAGGAGGCUGCAGCGGGAGAAUCGUUUGCACCCAGGAGGCAGAGGUUGUAGUGAGCUGAGAUUGUGCCACUGCACUCCAGCCUGGGCGACAGAACCAGACUCCGUCUCUAAACAAACAAACAAACAAAGAAAAGAAAAUUGGAAAUGGAGAGGUGGGGCCGGCAUGGGUAACCAUCAGAGGACAAAGCCAUGCACAGCCUUCCAGUUGAGUGGGUAACGACUGAGUUUCCAGGGAAUUCCCAGUGACCUCCACUCCACACCUGCUGUGAUCCUGCCAACAUUUAGCUUUGGUUCUUUUGGCAGCUGCACCAUUCAUGGAUGCAUAGACGUAGAGUCUGAACAGGUGCUCUGCUGCUAGAAACGGCAAACCGUCUAAAUUAAACUCCUAAAGCCAGUGCCACGAGGCAUUCCUGUUCCAACUGGGUGUUUGAGCAGAUUGGCA